Linum trigynum is the source of this 1953-nucleotide messenger RNA. The record is from the annotation of a GenBank genome assembly. Lineage: Eukaryota; Viridiplantae; Streptophyta; Magnoliopsida; Malpighiales; Linaceae.
UAGUUUCUACUCAUCAGCGCACCAUAAAAGCAGCAAAAAGGAGAUAGAAGAUUUCUGUCUUGCAAAACAAAAUUGAACACGAUGGGGACGCAGCAGCUGUUUUUGGCGGCCUUGACGAUGAUAAUAAUCCUGCAGGCACGUCUGGCCACGUCGAGCCGGAGGAUGGUCGAUGUUAAAAACGAGCUGAGCCAAAAGAUUCUGAUAGCACACUGUGGAUCCAAGGACGAUGAUCUCGAAGCUCACGUCGUCCUCGUUGGCUCGAGUUUGCGUUGGAGGUUCGGGUCAGUUCGGGACACAUUGUAUUGGUGCAACAUGGCUGUGGAAGACAGACGUCUUUCCUUCACCGCAUAUGAUGGAAAUGACGUCCACAUUUCCCGUCACGAUGUUUCCUGGGCUGUGAGGGAUGAUGGAGCUCAUCUGUUGAAUCGGGAUGGUUCUGAAGAACAAUCCUACCGGCGUGAGUGGAGUAGGAAUAAUGGGUAACAACUUUUUUUUUUUUUUUUUUUUUCCGUUGAAGAUACUAGCUAAGUGUAAUGACCGACAAUUUUUAGAAGAGUGGUCAACUUAAAGUCAAAUUGAAAAUUAAGACCUUUCCAAAAUUUGUGAGAAAUUUGCCUCAUUUUGAGCCCAACCCAAACCUCAUAUUUAAUCCAUCAAGCCAAUAGCCCAAUUAUUGGAUUGGCCCAUUUUUGUUACUAGCCCUUUUCACCUUUGUCUUCGUCCAAGCAAAGGAAUGAGAGGAAGUAAGGGUGAUUGUACGGUCCGGUCCGGUUAAAUUGGACCAAAUUGAUUCGGUCGCAGUCUAGUCUUUUCGGAAAUAUAAGGACCAAAGAUUGGAUUGGAUACUGUCCGGUCUUGAUCCGGUCCGGUCUUGACCCAGUCCGGUCCCAAUUUUAUCUUGAUUUUAGGUGUUGGGGGUCUUAUCCAGUCUUUAUCCGAUUUUUUACCUCAAAUCUAAACCCGAAUAUGAGAUUGCAUUAUUUGCUAUCCGGUCCCAGUCCGAUCCCGAUCCGAGUUAUACGGUCCGGUUUCGGUAAAACCAAACAGUCUAGGACCAAAUAGCCAGCAUCAGGAGGAAGGUUUCCUACUGCCAACCUCUCCCUAUGAUAUUCUUGUUUUUCCCCUUCCUUUUAUAUGGGAGCCGCCCAGCCGGCCGCCACCAUGUCCAUAUCUUGUUUUUCCUAGGACGAAUUGUAGAGAGAUCAGGGAUUGUCUUUUAGUCUCCGGCGGAUCUCAGUCACCGGCGGAUAGAUGGUGGAGUGCGGCGGUGGAUGGACGGCCGGGAUAUAGUUCCACUGUCUCUUAACUUCUGCGUUUGUCUCUAGCCUUUAUUUUCAUUUCUUGAUCGUCUCUAUUUACAACUUAGAGUGCCUAAAUAUUUGGUUAGUGGUUCCGUUUGUUGGGAUUAGGGAGAAUGACGUACGUUUGGGUGUUCAGGAAAUGCAUUAGAUCAAGGUUGUCAACCCACGGGUCAGGUUUAGUUUACGGGUUGAUUUUAGGAUUUGGGAAUUAAUGUUAGUUGGCUAAAGUUAGUAUUUUGAGUUUCUUUUGAUUGAUUUGUAACUCGUGUCAGGUUUAGUUUAUAUUCAUUCGACUAAAUUAAUUUGAGCCUACUAUAUGAGUUGGAAUUCGAUCUUGAUUUCGUCAGGUGAGUAAUGGCCGUGACUUAUUACGUCAAAUUCGGUGAAUAUGGUUUUUGAUUUGAAAUUUUGAUGGUGUUUGGCUAUUUGAGUUGAAUUCUUUGGUACAAAUGAUUUUCAUUAAUACUGGUUUAUGAUGACGGGCUGUAGACUAAGGUACUAAGGGAUCUCGCAUGACAGUAAGUUAACGUAGGCUCAAUUUAAACCAAUUUAAUCAACAUAAUAACAUCGGCCUUAUUAAUAACAACCACUAUUUGAACACAAUCGUUAUGAUAUUAAUUUAUAUUUCUAUAGAUAAACAGGAGGACAUAUA